AUGUCUGAACUUCUUAGUGCCGGAGUUAUUAAAGAAAUGUUCGAUGAGGAUAGGCGAAAGCCAGAGAAUCCUAUACUUCAGGUGGUAAGAUUUUCCGCAAAUCAGGCUAAUCCAAAUGAAUCACUUCAAACAAGAGUUAGAGUAGCUUUUUCUGACGGACAUGAACUUGUAUCAGGCAUUAUCCCAGUUAACCUUUUAAAAAGCGUGAGCGAUGGAAGGUUGGAAAGAGGCCAACUCCUUAGGUUGACUCAUUACAAUUGUAAUGUUAGCCAAAGUACUAAAGGGCAACAAUCUCAAAA
Molecule: messenger RNA, 299 nt
Organism: Scutellospora calospora
Lineage: Eukaryota; Fungi; Glomeromycota; Glomeromycetes; Diversisporales; Gigasporaceae
Source: the annotation of a GenBank genome assembly